GGCGCGAAUAAACAAGUGGGGUUUUUUUGGGGGUAUCUUCCGGUUACUAGCAAAUCAAAGGAGAUCAACUUUGGUGUCCAUUAUCGUCACAUAAUCAAAUUCAAGCUGACAACGCACACUUGAACAUUUUCUUCUAACUUUAUCGGGCACGAAGGGAAAUAAUGUCGGAGUCGCUCUCUGACGACGACAUCAGUCAAGAAGAAUGUCAGGAGGAUGGCAUGACCCCGGCCGACUUGAUCGCUAAACUAGAAGAAGCUUGGCGAAACGAAAAGUUCUCACCGGAGUUGCUGGCCAGCCAGUCCGAAGUGGUGGAGUGUGUCAUGGAGCAACUCACACACAUGGAAGACAACCUGCAGAAAGUGAAGAAAAGAGACCCCAAGGCCGCCAUUCAUCACAUGGAGAUCGACCGCAUCCGCUUUGUGCUGUGCAGCUACGUGCGCUCCCGCCUGCAGAAGAUUGAAAAGUUCUUCCCGCAUGUCCUGGAGAAGGAGAAGUCUCGCGGCAAAGGAGAACCGUCGCUGCUUUCGCCUGAGGAGUUUGCCUUUGCCAAAGAGUAUGCCGCAAACACAGAAGACCACAUGAAGUCCGCAGCACUGAGCCACAUGCCCCCCAUCCUCCAGACACUUGACAUGCUCAAAGCAGUACCUGCGCCAUGCCUGGACUCCUUUGUGUUCCUGCGGGUGAAGGAGAGACAAGAGAAUAUAUUAGUGGAGCCUGAAACUGACGAUCAGAGCGAGUAUGUCGUGGAUCUUGAAGAGGGCUCUCAGCAUCUCAUGCGCUAUCGGACCAUAGCGCCGCUUAUUUCAAGUGGAGCAGUUCAGUUGAUUUAAAUGUCAAGGUUCUUGUUUCCGGUCUGGGUGUUUUGGCUUCCAGCAGGUUGUAGAAAAUGACAUAAAUAAUGUAGCAGACAGUUGGACAUGUCUGGACACAACUCAAAACGCGAGUCCCAUUGCUGCAAAUGCAGCCCCAUUUAAUCUUCUUAAGAUUGUUUCCCAUCGAGUUUCUGUGCAGCGUUAAAAGCCUUCCAAGGUCAACGUGACAACAUGUUUACAAGUCCAAAGUACAAAAACUGUGUGUUUGUGACAGAGAGUUGCUGGUUUUGAAAGGCAUCGUCUGUUGCUAUUAUCAGGACAUGUUUCAAGAUGGUGACUAGUACUGUAUAUUUCGGGGGGGGGCAAAACACAUGCCUCAGAUAUUGUGAUAAUUAAUGGUCCUGAAAAUGCUUUCUUUCCAGAAUUGUAUGGUUUGGGGAUGAAGGGGUAUUCGUGAAAUUUGUUGAGUGAAGAAAGCAAAUACAUCUGCAUUCUUUUUUGUGUCAAAUCCAUUUCGUUGUCAUGUGAACAAGCACAACUGCGUAUUUUUCCAAUUUGCUGUGCUGACAUUCCACACUUCACAACGACUCUUAGAAUUUUAUCCAUCCAUUUUCCACCGCUUAGCCGAGGUCAGGUUGCGACGGAAGUAGUCCAGACUUCCUUCUCCCCAGCCACUCUUCCGGGGAUAUUUGGAGGCAUUCUUCGGCCAUCUGAGAAAUUUUUUUUCUCUCCAGCGUGUCCUCGGUAGUUCCUGGGAUCUUCUCCCAGUAGGACGUACGUGGAACACCUCACCAGGGAGGCGAUUGGGACGCAUCUGAAUCAGAUGCCCCAGCCACCUCAUCUGCCUCCUCUACUGUUAGCCCCUCCCGGAUGACCGAGGACCUCACCCGUUCUCGAAGGGAGAGCCCGGACACCCUGCGGAGGAAACUCACUUUGGCUGCUUGUAUCUGGAAUCUCGUUCUUUCGGUCACGACCCACAACUCGUGACCAUAGGUGAGGGGAGGAAUGUAGAUUGACCGAUAAACAAGUAGACCCACACCAUCCUGCCGCCUCUCACUGUGGGCAACUCCAGAUGUGCAAAAGGGUCUAACCCCUCUCGAGAGGACUGCUACCAGAGCCCGAGCCGUGAGUGGAGGUGAUAUCUAGUUGGAACUUCUUGACUUCCCACCCAAUCUCAGGCUCCUUCCCUGCCAGAGAGGUGAGGUUCCAUGUCCCCAGAGCCAGCUUCUGUAGUCGGGGAUCAGGUCACCACCCAGCUCACGCUGCACCCGACCCAUAUGGCCCCUCCAACAAGUGGUGCACCCAUGGAAAGGGGGAUCCCUGUUACCCUUUCAGGAUGUCCCCGGCCGAGUCCCAUGUGUGCAGAGCCGCCACCGGGCGCUCGCCUUCAAGCCCGAGCUUCAGAUGGGUGCUCCAUGACCCCCAUCCUGGCAAGGGAAACCUCAAUCCAUUCAAGUUUUUCAUUCUCAGGGUCUUUUCGCUGUGCUUUGUGUGGUCCCUCACCUUGGACUUGUUUGCCUUGGUUAAUCCUUCCAGGGGUGUGAAGCCCCAGACAGACAAUCAAGGAUCGUUGGGACACAAAAACACCUCCACCACAGUCGGGUGACGGCUUCCAGGCGGGAAGGAGUUAAUUUAAUUUUCAUUAAAGCCCUCGAAACAGUGUGCUAGCAUGUCUUCUCUUGGAUAUAAUCGUUCUAAUGGUGCCGUUAUGUAAUCUACAACGGGAACAAUCAGUGUUCAUUGUGUGGAUGCGCUCUAAUUGCCAAAUGAUCAGAUCACAGAUACUGAUUGAAUUUAGCCGAAAGACAUUAUCUUUAUGAUGAAUCAAUGCAAUAAUCCAUUAUGAUCAGAUUAUUAACGGUUUGCAAAGAACAUUAACAGCUGCUUAUCAACAUGUAUGUUGUAAACCACUUUUAAAACUAUAACCAUUAAAAACAUGCGUCAGCGUUA
Messenger RNA from Syngnathoides biaculeatus (alligator pipefish), 2762 nucleotides. It is a transcript of the gene gins4, whose product is annotated as GINS complex subunit 4 (Sld5 homolog). The record is from RefSeq and is a predicted model, not a curated record. Gene Ontology annotation, biological process: DNA-templated DNA replication; double-strand break repair via break-induced replication. Lineage: Eukaryota; Metazoa; Chordata; Actinopteri; Syngnathiformes; Syngnathidae. The transcript has 8 exons. Gene Ontology annotation, cellular component: GINS complex. Bases 162 to 830 code for a protein of 222 amino acids.